Messenger RNA from Alternaria rosae, 1050 nucleotides. RefSeq lists its product as uncharacterized. The record is from RefSeq and is a predicted model, not a curated record. The transcript has 2 exons. Bases 1 to 1050 code for a protein of 349 amino acids. NCBI's taxonomy places the organism in Eukaryota, Fungi, Ascomycota, Dothideomycetes, Pleosporales, Pleosporaceae.
AUGUCGUUCGGAUUUGCUGUUGGGGACUUCAUUACUAUUGGAAAACUGGUAAAAGAAACCAUCAGCUGCCUACGGUCUGUAGGCAGGGCUGAGUUGGAGUACCAGGAGCUGGUCAGAGAUCUCAAAGCACUCGAUACGUCAUUACAAUACCUUGGUCAUAUCGACAACGACAUGAAUGCAUCCGCUCAUAUCAGCCCGAUCAAGACUGCUACUACGACUUGCAGGCUACGACUCGAAGGAUUCUUGUCAAGAGUACAGAAGUAUGAAAGAUCUAUGGGAUCCACAAAACACGCAUCUACUUUAAGGACUACAUCAGAUAAGCUUGGUUGGCAUUUUGGCCAGAAAGACCAGAUCGAACAACUUCGACGAGACAUCCAUAUCUGCCACAGUAUUAUCAGCCCACAUCUGGCCCAAUAUAGUCUCGAGCGCCUGGAGAUUUUACGUGCAACAACCGAGAUCGACUUUUCGCAUACUUCUGAACAGCUCUAUCAUACCCAGACCGCUCUUGAGCACAUCAAAAAAGGAAAUACAAGCCAGGCAGUCAUGCUGAAUGAUGUACAAACAUUGCUGCAAGACAUACAUCAGUUCGUCUUUGGUGACAUCAAACCGUACUUAAUUCGUCUCCUCCAGCUCAUCAGCAGUACCUUUACUUCAACGCAGCAGAUUUACGAGAUUCUGCUUGAUAUCCGGAACAUCAUAUCGGUAGACAGGCGCUGGACCUUCUUCCAGGCGCCUUUGGAAGUAGAAGAUGCCUUCGGAGUCAGAUUUCCCAUCCCUACAGAGUACGAUUACGACCUAAUUGAUACCGUCAUUCGCCACCGGUUCAAAAUUGGCGGGGGUUCCAUGGAGGUGAAGGCGGGAAAUUACGAACUGUGUAGGAAACAGAACCGUCUUGACAUCAUUACCGAGUCCUCACGUCUCCAGCCUGGAACUGCCAUCACGAUGUUCAUAAUCGUGAGCAGCUCGAUCAUUAAGCAGGCAGCAUGGCCCAUACCUUGUUGCGAGUCGGCAGAGGUCAUCCCGUGCCCCGGAGGGGGUUUUGGAUGGUGA